AGACUUGUGGAUCUAUGGGAAUGAGGAGAAGUCUAUGAUAAGCAUGUAACAUGCCGUGGAGAGGGCACAUCGGCAGAUCUUUUUAGUACACCCCUUGCUUUUCGAAUUGUUUGUAGUUGGUACCUUUGUCGCUUUUUGUCUUGGUUAGGAUGGACAUGGGCCAGCAUGCUGAUGGAGAGUCGCACCAUGCCGGUGACGGUGAAAUGGUUGGUUCGAACGAGAGCUCGGAAAGAAAGGGAUCGGAGGAUUUCGAUUCGCCUUUUAGGAAGAAGUUUGGCAAGUUCAAGUUGAACGCUGAUGCCAUCAGGGAGCGAGAGAACCUGUUGAAAAGGCAAACAGAAGACUUGACGAUUCAUUCGAGCGUGUAUGCAAACCAUUCGGUCGUGCCAACUGAUGGAGGGUUGCCAACACAAUCGGACGCGCUGCCACUAGUCUCUCGUCCGAAGAAGUGGAUGCUGGGGAAGCAGUAUCCUGUGCUGGAAGGCCAACUCUACUUCAUGUCUCUGAGAGAUGAAUCGAAGUUGGAGGAGCUGCUGCAGAGAUCGAGAGAGAGGGGAGUCAAACCUGACCGGACUUUCUUUUCGACGGACAAUCUCCUGCUCUACUAUCCUUUCUGUGCUGACUUCGGCCCGUUGAACAUCGCUUGUAUCUACAAGUUUGCUCGACUGCUUGAGUCAAAGCUGGAUGAGAGUUUGUCAAGGGACAUGAAAGUUGUUUAUUUCUGCAGGCAAGAUUUCGGACUUGCACAUUUCAGCGCGGAUAUGCGGCUUAGGACCAAUGCUGUCACAUUACUUGGCUGCUACCUUAUCCUUGUGGAGAACUAUACAGCAGAGGAAGCCUGGUUGCCUUUUGAUUUUGAGGAUUCGAACCCUUUUCUUCAGUAUCAAGACGCUUCAUUCGAGAAGGAAUCAUGGAAGGUCUGCGAGGCAGGUAGCUGUGGAGGUAGGUGGGCUUAUGGUUUGCGGCAGGGAGUUGAGAAAGCGAAGAACGAAAGAUUGAUAGAGAUCGAGCAGUUUGACCUCUCGGUGUACGAGUACUUCGACCAUCCGGCGGUGGCAGACAUGCACGUCAUCAUCCCGGAGAAGUUCAUCGCACUCAAGAACUUCCUUGAGGCCGUACAGCACGCGAUGUGGCAGGCUGGAGAAGGGGGAAUGGAUGCUCUUGAAGAAGCUCUUGAAGCCGUGGAGUGGGAGAGCGGAAACGAAGAUACCAAGCAUGAGUAG
This is a messenger RNA of Guillardia theta CCMP2712, 1223 nucleotides long. RefSeq lists its product as hypothetical. The record is from RefSeq and is a predicted model, not a curated record. The transcript is spliced from 19 exons. Bases 150 to 1223 code for a protein of 357 amino acids. Lineage: Eukaryota; Cryptophyceae; Pyrenomonadales; Geminigeraceae.